GUGGACUACAAUUGAGAGACGCAGAACCCAAGCAUCAACAACCAAUAUCCCUGCCUUUCCAAGACCGAUGAUACCAAGAUGCCCGCCAUAGAUCCCGCCAUUGCGCGCGCCCUACACCUCGAUGCAGGCACUGCCCACAUUUCCGCCCACGGCGGCUCUGGCUUUGCAUCAACAUUCCGCAUCACCACGGCCACCACGGCCUUCUUCGUUAAACAGUCCCGCUCUCCGGGCGCGGACGUCAUGUUUCAGGGGGAGCAUGCCUCUCUCAACGCCAUUCACGAUGCCGUGCCCAGCCUGUGUCCAAAGUCUUUCGCCUGGGGACCAUUGGAGAAGGGAGGCGGAUACUUCCUUGCCACAGAAUUUCUGGACCUCAAUGGGCGGACAUCGUCGCGGACCAGGAGCGGAGGUGGCAGUGGCAGUGGUAGCGGAAUGUCUCUUGCCCAAAAACUCGCAAAGUUACACACGACUCCCGCCCCCGUCCCUGAAGGGCACGACGCGCCUCAGUUUGGAUUCCCGGUCACGACGUGCUGCGGGGAUACGCCUCAAGACAAUACCUUCACCUCCUCGUGGGCAGAGUUUUUCGGGAAGCGACGGCUCCUCGCAAUCCUCGAGAAGGCGGAGGAGAAUAACGGGAGAGACCCGGAGUUGCGGCGGGUUGUCGAAAGGACCGUCCACGAGGUAGUGCCCAAGCUGCUUGGGAGCAGCCAUCUGGGUGGCAAAGAGGGGAUCAAGCCGGUCGUCGUGCAUGGCGAUCUGUGGUCAGGCAAUAAAUCCAAAGGCAGCUUCGUCGGCCGCGACAAUGCGACUCCGGACAUGCCGGGACCGACGGAGGACGUGGUCUUUGACCCGUCGUCCUGUUACGCGCACAACGAGUACGACUUUGGGAUCAUGCGCAUGUUUGGCGGGUUUUCGUCGUUCUGGCAGGAGUACCACGGGCUGGUGCCCAAGACGGAGCCCGUAAGCGAAUACGAGGACCGAGUGUCGUUGUAUGAAAGUUACCAUCACCUCAACCAUUACGCAAUCUUUGGAGGCAGCUACAAGUCCGGGGCCAUGGGAAUCUUGAAGAAGCUGGUGAGAAAGCACGGCGAGCACCAAUAACUGUGGUUCAACGAUACGUGCAACGACGAUGACUCUUUCAUCUUGGUGUGCUUCUGAAACAUACAGAAGUGGGAAAUGGCGUCUCGAAAAUAUAAGACCUGCGCGGUGUUCAUAUUGUGCGAGAGACGGGUUGUGGCCCGCCAUCUAUAUACGUACCUAGGUUCAACGCAUAAUAUACUCGUAAAUCUAUGUGGA
This is a messenger RNA of Cladophialophora immunda, 1293 nucleotides long. RefSeq lists its product as uncharacterized. The transcript is spliced from 2 exons. Lineage: Eukaryota; Fungi; Ascomycota; Eurotiomycetes; Chaetothyriales; Herpotrichiellaceae. The coding region runs from base 79 to 1098 and encodes 339 amino acids. The record is from RefSeq and is a predicted model, not a curated record.